CACAGCUCCAAUAAAAUUUAGUUAUGUGGGGAUUUUUGGAGAAUAUACAACGACGCAAAGUAGAAAAACAUUUGCUGUAGAUAGAAGAGGCCUGUGAAAAACAUCAAAACGGGGUUCAUAAUUUUUUGUGUGACGGAACAGAUUGCUACAACAUUUGGGCCAGUGAAAAAGUGAAAAAUACAAGAAUUCCGUUUGACUUAUUGAACAAAUUGCAAUACAAAAACACCAAAAAUGGCUUUGAAAAUGUUGGUUGGACAAAAAAUUAUGAACGAGGUGGUCAAGUACAAACCACCACCUCCCAAGAAAGGAGCCACGGCUGCUAGUGCUGCUGCUUCCAAAGCAAACAUGGACUGGCGUGUGCUUGUUGUUGAUAAGUUGGGCAUGCGCAUGGUAUCGGCAUGUACCAAAAUGCAUGAAAUUAGUGCCGAAGGCAUUACAUUGGUGGAAGAUAUUAACAAAAAACGAGAACCCUUGCCAUCUAUGGAUGCCAUUUAUUUGAUUACACCAUCUCAAGAUUCGGUGGCUGGUUUGAUACGUGAUUUUGAGAAUCCAGCUCGCCCCAUGUAUCGUUAUGCCCAUGUAUUCUUCACUGAGGCCGUGCCCGAUGAAAUAUUUGAAAUGAUAAAAGCCGAAAAGCAAUUAGUCAAUCGUAUAGCUUGUUUCAAAGAAAUCAAUAUUGCCUUUCUGGCAUAUGAGAGCCAGGUCUACUCGCUCGAUUCGCCAGACAGUUUUCAGUGUUUGUACUCACCGGCAUUCGCCUCGAUACGCGCCAAACACCUCGAGCGCAUUGCCGAGCAAAUAGCCACCCUGUGCGCUACGCUCGGCGAGUAUCCGAUGGUGCGAUAUCGCACUGAUUGGGAUCGCAACAUCGACCUAGCUGCAGCAGUUCAGCAAAAACUGGAUGCGUACAAGGCUGACGAGCCAACGAUGGGCGAGGGUUCGGAGAAAGCACGUUCACAAUUGUUGAUUUUGGAUCGUGGUUUUGAUUGCGUAUCGCCCUUGUUGCACGAAUUGACACUGCAAGCCAUGGCCUAUGACUUGUUGCCGAUACAGAACGAUGUCUAUCGCUUUACGCCCGGACCCAAUCAGCCGGAGAAGGAGGUGUUGCUGGAUGAGAAUGAUGAUUUGUGGGUUGAGCUGCGCCAUCAACAUAUUGCUGUCGUUUCCACUCAGGUUACGCAGAAUCUGAAGAAAUUCACCGAUUCCAAGCGAAUGUCUUCUACUGACAAGGCUUCCAUGCGUGACUUGUCACAAAUGAUCAAGAAAAUGCCACAGUAUCAGAAGGAGUUGUCCAAGUACUCCACUCACUUGCAUUUGGCCGAAGAUUGCAUGAAAUCUUAUCAGAACUAUGUGGAUAAACUGUGCCGUGUCGAACAGGAUUUGGCCAUGGGCACAGAUGCCGAAGGUGAAAAAAUCAAGGAUCACAUGCGUAACAUUGUACCCAUUCUUUUGGAUGCGAAUGUCUCCAACUAUGAUAAGGUGCGCAUCAUUGCUUUGUAUGUCAUGAUCAAGAAUGGCAUUACUGAGGAAAAUCUCACCAAACUAUUUACGCAUGCCCAAUUGUCGCCCAAGGAUCAAGACAUGGUGCGCAAUUUAAGUCAUUUGGGUGUCAAUGUCAUUGCUGAUUCACGCAAAAAGGUCUACACAGUUCCACGCAAGGAACGCAUUACCGAGCACACCUACCAAAUGUCUCGCUGGACACCCGUUGUCAAAGACAUCAUGGAGGAUUGCAUUGAAGACAAAUUGGAUCAACGCCAUUUUGCCUUCUUGACCGGAAGGGCCCAAAAUCCCAAUUAUCACGCUCCAACAAGUGUCCGCUACGGCCAUUGGCACAAGGAUAAAACUCAGGCUCAGGUGAAAAAUGUUCCACGUCUAAUUGUCUUCAUUGUUGGCGGCGUUUGCAUGUCCGAAAUGCGCAGUGCUUACGAGGUAACCAAUGCGGUUAAAAACUGGGAAGUUGUCAUUGGUUCUUCUCACAUUCUGACACCGGAGACUUUCUUAAGCGACUUGGGUUCCCUCACCAAAGAGGACUAAGCGCCUCACACCACAGUAUAAUUAAAUAUAAACAAAAUAUAUAAACUAAAUAUUGUUUGUGUAUGUAGACGAGUAUAUGAUGCUUACAACAACAUAGUAAAUUAUUACAAUAUUUAUGAUGAUAAGAUUUCAACAACAACAACUACAACUACUAUUACUACUACUAACAAAAGGAACAUAUUUAAAACUAACAAAAACCAAUUCUUCUAUAUGUUAUUAAUUAUAUAAACAAUACAAAAAAUACAAAAAAACAGAAAGAGAAAUAUAUAUCCAAAUUUAAGAUAUAGUAAAAACAACAAAUGUGUAGUGAACAAAAGCAGCAAAAGUUUUGAAGUUUGUCGUCAAGUAAGACAUUUACUGAGGAAUACCACAACCACACCAUUUUCUUUUUCUUGUUCUUAUAACAAUUACACUUGCAUUAUUUAAUAAUUAAGUCGAGAAGUAUAAAUAAAUAAUACGUUCGUUUAUUUGUUUCCUUAUAAUAUAUAUAUGUAACCACAAUAUAUAUUCCACUUUCACAUCUGUAUUAUCUUUAGCAGUUGGCAAGAAAACAAGGUUAUGGAAAGUAAGUGUAGCAAUUCAAAUUUAAAACUUAAUACAAAAAAGACAUUUAUUGUUGUCUUUGAAAAGAGGUACUAUUUAUUGCAUUAUUAGCUUUAUCUGAACAUGUUUAUAUUGUGUAAUUUUAGCAUAGUUUAAAAUAAAGAAAGCAACAUCCAUAUUUAUAACAAAAUGCAACUAUAUUCAAAAGCAAAAAAUGUUUUAAACAAAUUGAACAAAAUAUAAUUCAUAAUAAACAUUACACUUCUAAUUGAAAUAAAAAACAAAAAACAAACAAAACUCUAUCUCUUCUCUUUAAAAUUUUAGAAAAAAUUAACAAUGUUACAACCACCAACCAACAAAGCAUCAUUCAUAAAUUAGUGAAAAAUAAAUAAAUAAAUAAUCUUCUUAAAUAGUUAAGGAAAAAAAUAAAAGAUUUUUUUAGGUUUUUCUAAAAUUUUAUAACAUAACAAACAAAACACAUGUUACUUUUAUCUUUUGAACUUAAAAGAAAAAUUAUCAAAUAUUUCAAACUAUAAAAACGAACGUUUUCCAUGGCCUGAAUUUGUUUCGGGUUUAAAAAAUUUAAAAAUACUUAUGCAAGGAAAAUGUUUUUGGCAAUAUUUUGAACCCAGCUCAAUAUCAACAACAAUUUCAUUGAUUUUCUCUAAAAAUCCUCAUAUUAACAGAAGCUUUUCUCAAUUUUAAAAUUCAGCAUAAUCAGCAAAGGCCUAAGGUUAUAAAGGCUUUUUUCAAUUUCAAAUUCAGCAUAAUUUGCAAAGGCCUAGGGUUGUAAAGGCUCCCAUGUAUGGUGGGUGAUCGACCACUGCUGCCCUUUAUCAGGGUUUUGGCAAAUAAUUCCUAAUAAAUUUUUACAUUUCCAGAAAACAAUUAAAAAAAUUUAUUUUUUCUCAUAACACUUCGAAUUUUAAUAUUUUUACUACUUUUUUCCAACAAAUAGUAAAAAUUCGUUGUUCAUAAAUUGUGAUUUUUCCCAUAAAUUAGAUUCUGAUAUUCAUGGAAUUUUUUCUAACAAAUUUGAAGCGUAACUUUGUUACGUUUCGCAUUUCCUGCAUCAAAAUUAGUAGCUGAAUUGAAUUGCAAAUAAUUAUGUGUUUUUCUUAAUUUAAAAAUAAAACAAGUAAAUAAAGUAUUCCAUUUUCAAUGCUUUUGUUGUUAAUAAUUAAUUGUUUAAAAUAAAAAAUCAUAUUGGAAAAUUAGUAAACAAUUUGCCCUUACCGCCAAGUAAUUAUAACAUCAUUAGGUAACGAAAGGGAGUUAAUGAAAUUCUUUAAACAAACAACCGCUAGAUAUUAACAACAGUAUAAAAUUGUAACAAAGAAUUGAGCUACAAAUACGAUUCCCAAGAAAAAUUGGCUUUGCAGCCAAGGGGAUUUCGAAAAAAAAGUAUUUAAGAAAAAAAAAAAAAAAACAAUUGAAAAAACGUAUAAUAUUUGUCUUUAAAUUUAAAAAAUAUAUAUAUAUAUAUAUAUAUUUCUUACACUCACAUAUAUUAUAACUUAUUUAAAAACAUUAUAUAUCAUUUAUCAUAUUAAAAGAUAAAAAAUGCAUAUUUAUGUAAACUCAUCAGCAUUAUGUUCCAAUGAGCCAUUUUGCAUUCAUUCAACAUCUAUUGCGAAAAAGCUCUAAACAUGCACAUAAAAAAAACUUAUUUCAAUGUGUUUUUAUGUGUUACAAAUGCAAAAUCAUUUUCAAAUCUAAACGUAAAAAAAGAAAUAUAUUGCAUGCAAAUUAUUAAAAUAUUUCAAUAACAAACAAAAAUAUAUAUACAUUACACAUAACGUUUAUCCGGUUUCAAGUAAUUUGAAAGAAAGGUUAUACGUUAACAAAAAAAAACAUAUAUUAUCAUACAUACAUAUAUAAAAACAAAUAUUUAAUGUUUCCACAUUAAUAAAAAUAUAUAACAUAACAAUAUUAAGAGUUUUAAAUAUUUAUCUUUGAAAUAGUAAUAACGUUACGAAUAUUAUGCUCCCCUUUACAAGGUUCAGGAUGGAUGUAUUCCAUAUUAAAUCCAAAUCAAAACGUUUUUAAAUUGGAUUUUAUUGCAUAUUAUUAUUCUUAAAAUAAAUAUUUAAGAACUCUUAUACAUACAUAUAUUACUUAUAUUAAUCACAUAAUUUUAUUAUCACAUAUAUAUUUUAUUCACGCCCAUAUUGUAUUUAUUUCAUCUAAGGGGGAAAUUUCGUUGUUUGCACAAGCAGAUUUUGUUAAGAUUUCUCUGUAUAAGGGAGAAAUUAUCUCCCCCCCCCCAAAUCUCCCAAUCACAUUUGGGCUAGAAGUGAACGGGAGAGGCUUAAUGAAAGCAACAACAAUAUCAUCAUCAUAUUCUGAACGAAGAAAUAGCAAAACAAUAUCCUAAACGAAUAAUAAUAUGCGGUAUAGGUUAAUUCGGAUUUCUUCUAUUCGAAUUUGUCUAACAAUUUCAAUUUGUGCAGAUAUAUUUCCUAUAACAUUCAAAUUUUCCAUGAGUAAUUAUAUAAUGAGAUUACUCUUCCAUAUUCUCUUUCUUUGUGACACUUUAAAGAGUUGUGUGUGUUUAGCACCAUUUUGUUUUCUGCAAUUUUCUGUCAUUUGCCUGCAUCUCGCUGUCUGUCUCUUUAAUGAAAAAGAAGUUCCAUAAAAACAGGCUGUUAAUAUAAAUAAAAUAUAUUUUCAACUGGUUUUUAUGGGGAAAAUCUUAAAUAAUUUCAUUAUUAUCAAUUUGAUUGGCCUUUGAGGAGAGUAGCAAUUCUUUAUGUAGUACUCUCUUAAACAACUCACCUAAAAGAGAAUAGACAGUCUCUUCAACAUUUGAGGUUAGGAUUAAACAUUUGUCAAAAAACAAGACAUUUUACUCAAACUAACCGGCAAUUCAAGGCAGUGAUUUGCAAAAAUAAAACAUUUCCGUUUUUAAUUGUAUUAGAAUAAAUAAAAAUCAUUUUACAACACAGAUAAUCCAAAGAGUAUUCCAUUUAAAUUUUUUCAUAGCUUUCCCCCCUUAGACUUGAAAAAAAUACCAUCGAACAUAAAGCCUUCCGAAGGGGAAAAAGAAUUGUUUUCACUUCCCAAUGGGAAUUAAAACAAUUUCUUUUUUCUUUGUUUCUGUGGGCUAUAUGUUUAACAUAAUCAUAAUCAAAUCAAUAUUGUAUGACUUAUAUUAAUCAUUAUAUAAUAAUCUUAAACAAAACCCAAUUAGUUAUAAGUGCUUUACCCCAAAACGUUUUGAAAUUAUUGCCUCCACAACCAGGGGAAUUUAAAAUGUAAACCAAAUCGGAAGACAAUUGCAUAAGCUUCAAUAAGGUCGCAAAGACGCAUGCCGUCAUUCGAUUUUGGGACCAGAAAUCUAUUAAAAUUGAGUAUAAAAAUUCUUUGCAAUCGAUAGUUUAUACCAUUAACCUUAGAGCUACACAGGGUAUAUAACAUUCGGGACUAUAUUCAAUUGUUUUAGAUUCCUUCAAUAAAAACUUUUGACGGCAUGCGAAGACUAUGAACUGAUUUUGCCAUUUCUUUCACCUGAUAAAGAGGUCUAUUGCAUUUAUGAGGAUUAAAUUCCCGAAAUUCAAAAACUUAAUAAAGAAAAUUUUGAAAACUUGUUUAAAGUAGUCCAUUUUUUCGGUAUUGGACUUCUUACUUUGUUCGAAACCACAUUUGUGCAAACGCCAGGAAAAUGGGAAAUUCCGAUUGGUUUACAUGAAUAUAAAUUUACAUGAAGAUUUGUUUUCUUCAAUUUGUUCUACGGAAUACAAAUUAGAAGUUAUUUCACUCGGUAGCCUACAAACCAAUGCAACUUUAAAAACAAAAUAGAGACGAACAUCAUUUCUCUAUAAACCAAUAACGUGAAAAAAACGAACAUCAAAAACUUCUUUUUGUUUUCUAAUAUGACAAAUUAAUAGAAUAGGACUUUGGGCUCGCUAUAUACAAUGAGAUGUAGAAGUGAAGAGAAUCAAGUAGUAAGUUAGAAGAGUUAGAAAAGAGCAGGAGAAGAGGCUCUCUAUUUUGAUGCAAACAAAGAAAUUUAGCUGAAUUUACAUAUGUCAAUGAUUUUUGACUUGUUAUGUCGAAAGAGCAUAGGAAAUAGAAGAGUCAAAUAACAACAACUGACUUGGGAGUAAAUUUCUUCAAAAUUCCCUAGUUGAUAGAUUUGCCAAAGUACUUUUCACACACACGCACACGUGUGUUGUACUUUGGUUUAGGUUAAGCUGAAUACAUAUAUAUCCCCACAAAAAUCCAAUUUAAAUGUUCUGCAACCCCUGAGAAAAUAUAUUCAAAAAAAGAAAUUAGUUCAUUAUUAUUGCAUAAUCACACCGAGAUCUCUGAAAACAGCUAUAUAAAAUUUUAAUAUUCAAUGCAAGAAGAAGAAGAUAUAAAUGAAAUUAGCUUUUAAGUCAACCCAAAACAAUAAUGAACCAAAUCUCAAGAAACAACCCCUAAACCAAAUUAGACAAAAAGAAAAAUCAAUUAUUCAAAUAAAACAGAUGACGGCUCUAGUAUAAAGGCUACAUACACCACAAGUUAUACAUUUUCAAGUUUAAACAACAAUUUAUUAUAACCACAACAACAUGAAGUAUUUCCUUAUGAGACCACCACAGAAGGGGGGCCUUGCCAACCCCCCACGAAGCCGUGUUUCCCCUCCAUGGAGACACUUGAGUGAAGAAUUCUCUCUUGGCUUACAUCUCACCAGCUAGCUACUAAGUCUCGGAUUUACUUUAUUUUUUCUCUCCAAAUAUGUUUUCUAACCAAAAAAAAAACUACUAACCACAAACCAAUAAUAACACUUUUAUUAUUAUAUUUAAUGAAAAAUUAUUAACAAAAACCUAAAACCAAACAACUCGUUUAUUAUUAACAAAACAAACUAUAUUUAUUAUUAGUAUAUAUUAAUUAAUUAAAACAAAAAAAACAAAACAAAGAAAAUUUGCAAUUUUUUUGAAAUGAAACAAAUAAUUAAUAAAUGAAAUGAAAAAAAUAUUUAUUCUUAAUGUCUAUUAUAGUAAUCCGAACAAUUAUUGCUUACUUAAAAAUAACAACGUAUAUAAGAGUAAUUAUUAAUAAUAUUAUUAACAAACACUAGCAUGUAAGUUAAAACGAAUUGAUGUUGCAUAAUAACAAAAACAACACAUUUCACAAAAACAACAACAACAAUAUAUAAUCAAUUAAUAUUCAUAUAGUAUUUAAUAAGUAUUAAACAAAAGCAAGAAGUUAGGUUAAAGCAAAGCAGACGAAAACAAAUUGAUCAAAAGAACAACAACAACAACAAAUAGUAGCAAUAUCAAAAUAACAACAUUCUUGAGGAGCCAUCCAAAAUUGAAUAACAACCAACCAAAUAAGGAACUCCUGGCAAACAAAAAAAAAAACAUAAUUUUUUUAAAAGAAUUUAACAACAAAAAUUUUGAUUAACUCAAUCCAAUGGCUAUUAAUUAGUAAAAAACAUCAAAAGAUUCUUUUAUUUAUUCAAUUUUGAAUUAAAAAUUUUGCGUUACCUAACAACUAACAAACAUAUAAAACAAACAAAAUAUUUAACAAAAAACCACAACAUGUUUUAUCUAGGGCCGUCAUAAAAUAUUAUGAAAUUCUAUAUAGCAAAAGAAACAAAACAAGAAACACUGAAGGAACAACAAAUUAUUAAAGGCAGAGUCAAUUUAAUUCAAUACCACAAAAGAUUGGAGUAACAAAACACUUUGAAAAGGAAGGACUUACAAAAAAAAAAAAAAAAAAAACUGCAAAACCAAACACAACACGGAAUGUCAAAAAUCAGCCAUACCAUAACUCCCUUUACGUUCACCCAGGGCAAAUUGUUGGCAAUAAAUAAAUAAUAAAAGAUUGCAAACAAUUUCAUUUAUAAACAACAAAAACCAAUUGAAAAUAAUAAAAAUAAAA
Musca domestica (house fly) is the source of this 8448-nucleotide messenger RNA. It is a transcript of the gene Rop, whose product is annotated as protein ROP. NCBI's taxonomy places the organism in Eukaryota, Metazoa, Arthropoda, Insecta, Diptera, Muscidae. The coding region runs from base 232 to 2034 and encodes 600 amino acids. Gene Ontology annotation, cellular component: plasma membrane; secretory granule. The transcript is spliced from 10 exons. Gene Ontology annotation, biological process: vesicle-mediated transport; neurotransmitter secretion; intracellular protein transport. The record is from RefSeq and is a predicted model, not a curated record. Gene Ontology annotation, molecular function: syntaxin binding.